AUGGGAAAAGACCCUCCGCCUCAGCACGCGCACUCCGGUGCGCCCCAAUCCGAGCUCCCGUCCCUGCCGCCUCCCGCGCACGCGUGGGGCCGAACCAAGUCGUUCCAGCAGCAGGACUCGGGGAGCGGGGGGAGCUUGGGCAGCGGGGGGGGAUUUCGAUCAUGGUAUAAUACCAAGGGCGGGCUGCCGUUGCAGGUAGGCUCGCAUGACGACGACGCGGACAAGACGGCGAGCGGCCGCGAGAAGAAAGGAGAGUUGAAGCAGCAGGGGCAGCAAAGCGGAGCGGCGCAGGCGGCGGCGGGGGGCGAGUCGCGGAUGAAGGGAGUGGCGUCUGUGUUUAAGAAAGGCAUGUGGAAGUUCGGGGGGCUGCGGAAAGAAAAGGAAAGCUCCGCCAGCAGUGCCGCACCCUCCGCCACCAGCAACAGCAGCAGCAAAGGGGGGGCGGAAGCGCAGGCGGCAAGCCCCAGGCACUUUUACUCGGGCCCCUUCCCCUUCCCCGCGGACCGGCGCAAGACGACAGAGGCGCGGCGGUCCCAGCUGCGGCAGGGGCUGACGCCGCUGCAGGGCGUAGGCUCUCCGCCGUCGUCGUCGCUCGCGGUGUCCGUUACGUCGGAUACGCACAGCACGGACAGCGACGGUGUUACCAGUGGGUUCAAUUCGCACGCGGCGUCGCACGAGGUGCUGUCGCCGCUACCCCCGCACGUAAAAUCGCCUCUGGUCGGAGACAAGCCGAAGAAGAAAGGGCUUCUAGACUGGGACUUGUUGUCUCCUAACGCCGGCGGCCUGCUCGGGAGUAAGCGCGGCGCGAAGUCGUCGCAGCAGCAGCAGGAAGCGGCGGCGACCGCGGCGGCGGCGCUAUUGAGUAGCAGUCGCAGCGGGCGGCACGCGGACUCGCUCGCGGCGCAAGGGCGGGGUGUUAGCAGCGGCGCUAUUAGCGGGCCCAUACUACCGGGGAUGAUGCCGGGGCGUCUGGGCAGUAAGGGCGCGGGUAACCCGCCUGCUGACGACAAGUCUCUCGAUAUAAGCUUCCUGCGAUUGCGGCAGGUCGAGUCGCGCCUCUCCGCGCACUUCCCCACCACUCCGCCGUCCGCGGCGGCGGCGGAAAAGCACCCCCUCCCCUCCCCCACUCCCCCGCACGCGGGGCGCGGAGACACCCCGCAGCGCCCGCAGACGCCGGAAGAUCCGGGCGGACCGGAUUCGGCGCGCAAUCGAAUCCGAGUGAAGGGGUCCAGCAUGAAAGCGGAGGACGAGUCGCCCUCGUUACAGUCAAGAGGGGCGGGCGCCGCCCCUGUUGGUUUUCUUGAUGCGCCCGGGGGCAGCAUGCGGGGGGGCGGAAGUGGAGGCGCGGGGGAUUCUGCGGGGAAGUCAGGGCGAGGAGGCGCGGGUGCUUCCGCGGGGGGAGCGGGAGACACGAUGAUAGAGGUGGAGGUGGAGGAGAUAGGCGAGGGCGGGGAGAUUAAGACUAAGACCAUCCCGGCGCGGCUCUUAGAAGCCACAGUGGUGCAUCAGGGCGCUUCGGGGAGGACAGUAUCGGGUCGCAUUAUGUUGGAGACGGGCGAGGUGAUGGUGGUACAGAUAGAGGAGGACGACGGACCGCUCUCGCUCGCGCUGCAGGCGGCGCUGCCGCACGCCGCCAAAGGGGAAAGGGAGCGCGCGCGGGAUAGGGAUAGAGACCGGGAGAAGGAAAGGGAUAGGGAUAGGGACAGGGAGCGGAGGGAGAAGGGGAGUUUUCGCGGCGGGGAUGGCGCGGAUAGACCGCGGUCGAAGAGCGGGCGCGGGGGGGAGACGGGCGCGGAAGGGGAAUUGCGCUCCCGGUCGCGGUCGAGCAGGGGGGAGUCCGCGCACGAGCACCACAAGCGCGCGCAUGGGCUUCGCGGGGAGGACGAUUCCCGCCCCCGGUCGCGCUCUGGGCGGGGGAAGGGCGCGGAAGGGGAAGCGGGGGAGGUGCGCCCGCGGGAGCGGAGGGAGAAGGGGAGUUUUCGCGGCGGGGAUGGCGCGGAUAGACCGCGGUCGAAGAGCGGGCGCGGGAGGGAGACGGGCGCGGAAGGGGAAUUGCGCUCCCGGUCGCGGUCGAGCAGGGGGGAGUCCGCGCACGAGCACCACAAGCGCGCGCAUGGGCUUCGCGGGGAGGACGAUUCCCGCCCCCGGUCGCGCUCUGGGCGGGGGAAGGGCGCGGAAGGGGAAGCGGGGGAGGUGCGCCCGCGGUCGCGGCAUAGCAGGGGGUCGGAGGGGCGGCGGUCCCGGAGCAUCCGCGUAGAUAGCGCGGAAGAUUGGGAGAAUGGACGGCCGAGAUCGAGAAGCGGGCGGGGGGAUGAUUGGGGCGGGGAGGGGGAGGGGAAAGCAAGGAGCAAAAGCAAGGGGGUGGCGGAGGGCGGGGAGGGCGCUUUGGAAGGAAUAGGGGAAGGUUCAGGGGGGGGAGAAGGGGCAGCGGCUGGGCUUGCCACGCCACGUCAGCGGCGCUUGGGGCGCACGCGGUCGCGCGCACUGGAGGAAGCGGUGAAGGCGGCGAUGGGCGGGGACGGGGAAGCGGAGAGCACCACUCCGGGCGCGCUUGCCUCCGCCGACCCCCCGCUCUCCCCGCUGGACGCGGUGCAGCCGCGCGCAGACGACGCGGCGCUCACGCCAGGGUCGCGCGGAGGGGCUUCCGCCAAUGUCACUCCGCGCAGCAGGGCCAGAGGCGCGCGCGCUGGGGGGAUGGGGGAAGGCGGGGCGGGCGCGCUGGAGUCCCCCGUGGGCGCUGCAGCGAGCCCCGCGGGCGGGGAGAGGCCGAGGCGCCCGCGGGAGCGCAGGCGGACACAGUCGCGGUCAGGCAUGGAGGAGAUUAUGCGGGGGGUCGAAGGCGCAGCGGAGGGCGCAGGGGGGGCGGGGGGCGCGCGCACCCCUGUGAGCCCCUAUCGGGGAAAGUCGUUUGGGCGGGGCGAGGACGCGGAGAGGAGGGAGAGGCUGCGGGAGAGGGGCAAAGAGGGGGCGUCUCCGCGGGAAAUGGGCGGAGCGGGGGCUGCGGGGGGUGAUGGCGCAGCAGCGCAGAUCAGACACGCCACGCCGCCCCCCACGCGGCCGCCCGGGGAGAGAGGCUACAGUAGAAGCCGGUCGAGGCGCGUGGCAGAGGAAGGGGGGGGGAGAGGGGCGGGGGAGGAGGGGGGCGGGGCGGGGAGAGGCAAACCCGCCAGGUCCCCGAUUGGGGGGAGGGGGAGCAGACGGCGGAGGAGCGUUUCAAGGGUGGGGGAGGAGUUUGGCGCAAUUACUCCCCCUGUGGGCACGCCCACUGCGCUCACCCCCACUGGCGUCUCCCCCAUGGCUGUUUCCCCCGGAUUCGUUCCCCCGACCUUGUCCAAUGGGGAAGGGGGAGGCGCGGGGAGCAAGGGGGGAGACGGGGCGGAGGGCGCAGUUUCGGAUAUGUUUGAAGGGUUUCAGGUGGGUGCUGUGGUUGAGAGAGUGGCGGAGCGGUUGCAGGAGCACGGAGAGAAGCGGAGGGAGAGAGCAGGGGGGAGGGGCGGGAAGGAGGAGGGGCGGGGGACGGUGCGAAAAGUGCGCAAGGAUGAGUGGGAGAGGAUUAAGGAGAGGGAGAGGGGCGCGGGGAAGAGCGGACGGGCGGUUGAGAAUGGGGAGAGGGCGGAGAGGGGGAAAAAGAGGGAGGAGGAUGUGAGGGCGAAGGGAGGAGAGGCGGGAGGAGAGAAGGAAGGGGAGAAGGAAAGUGAAAGGGAAAGAGAGGAGGGGAGGGAGAAGGGCGAUGACAAGCAGGAAGCAGAGGGAGUUGAGUCUGUGGGGGCCAUUGGGGGUUGUACAGAGGUAGGUAUGGAGGGAGUCGAGUCAGUGGAAGCUCAUUCAGAGGUUCAAGAGAAGCAGGGAGAUGGAAAGGCUGGUAGUGCGGUGGUAAGGGCGGGAGCAGGAGGGGAGGAGGGCAUGGGGGCAGCAGCAACGGCGGCGGAGAGCAGGGAGGAAAUGGAGGCGGGAGAGAAGGCAGUGCAGCAGCAGGACGUGGCAGUAGCAGCCGCCCCUGCUACAGUUCUCCCUGCAGGCCCACUGCCAACGGUGCCUGUGGUGGGAGUGGGGGGAGCGGGCAUGGACGAGGAGGAGCGCAAGGUGCUGCAACUCAAGGGGCUCGCGCGCCCCUCCGCGCUUGCUGUCGCCGUCUUCUCCCCCACCUCCGCCCGGCUCAUCUCCCCCUCCGCCACCACCUCCCACCCCCUCCGAUGGUGCCGCGGAGGAGGAUCACGGGGCGCAGAGGGAGGUACAGGGAUCAUGGGGAUGAUGAGGACGAGCGGGGAGGAGGAAGAGGAGGAGCGGCCACCGGAGUUGAUGUAUGUCCGCUCGCUGUCCACCCUUCGCCGCCCGGAAAUCGCGCAGAUGCAGGGCGGCGGCGUGACGCCCGCCGCCCGGCAGGUGUACUACGAGUUUGGGCCGAUCGGGGCGGCGAGGGUGCGCGCGCAGCAGUGCCGCGACCACUGGUCGUGGCUGUUCAUGCAGUAUCUCGAAACCAUGCUGCCACGCCUGGCAGUGCAAGAUGACGAUGAUAUCAUGAGUCUCACCAGCACGGGGGAUCAUUUAGACGAUGACGAUAAUCUCGCCUUCCCCAGCGCUGCCAGCAGCACUGCGUUUGGGAGCAGCAGAGGUGCGACGACGGCAGUGGCCGGUGGAGCAGGGGGGGGUGCGUGGCCGGAGGGGGGGCCGGGAGUGAGGGUGCUGCGGCCGGUGGGGCGGACUAACCGGAACUGGUCGGUGGCGGGGGCGUUGAGGGAGUUUGAAUGGGUGAGGCGGAAGUUCCGAGGGGUGGCGGAGAGUAGCGAGCGGUUGAACGAGGGCGAGGAGGAGGACGACAAUGAAGACGACCCAGCAGCACCAGGUGGGGGCAGUGGUGGUGGUGGUGGUGGCGCCGGUGGUGGUGCUGGUGGUGGGAGUCUCGGGGGCACGUCUCCUGUGCGAUUCAAUGACUCUGCGACUAGCUCCACCUGGAGGGACCUUCCCAACAGCUCCAAUAGCUCGCCCUGGCAUGGGGAUAGAGAUGAGGGGGGGGACGGCAGGGGGAGGUACGCGCACAGUGAUUUGGGGGGCGGAGGGGGAGGGUAUGCGGGGAGCACAGGAGGAGGGGCGUAUGGCAGUGGGAGGAGGCCUAGUAGCGUGGCUGCGGGGCUGUCCGGCGCAGGAGGGGACGUGCAUACGUACGGGCCAAAGCGCUGGGGCCCGGAAGGUAGCCUGCAGUCUCGCCUCGUUGCCGAGGCGCUGGGAACAGGACAAGCGCUGCCGACCACGUGCCAGCACGACGAUAUUCUCCGGGUGGCGGGGCUGGUGGCAGCGAUCAGCAGCUGGCAGCCGUCCACUGCGUGCAUGUGCCUGCUGCGCCUACUCGACCGCAUGGCCCAGUUCGAACUCCUCUCCCUCGGGAUCACCAUCUCGCCGCACCACGACGCUGCUGCUGUCGCAGCCGCCACUGCUGCGGCUUCAGGGGCUCACGGGUCGGUGCGAGGAGGAGGGGCGCUGGGGCCGUCGGCGCGGCAUCACCUGGCAGGGAUUGGCAAUGAGGGGAGUAUGCCGUCGUCGCCUGCUGGGUCGCGGCGGCGCUCGGAGAGUUUCACCAUGGGCGGUGGGGGAUUGGCGGAGCAGACAGGGCCUAUUCCCACGUCCUUUAGUGGGCUGGGUUCUGCUUUUGGUGCCGCACCAGCAUCGGCGGCGCCGGCGCAGCAGCAGGCGGCAGCGGCUGCACAGGAGGCAUCGGCAGCAGCAGCGGGAGGAAGAGGAGGAGCAGCAGCGGCAGCGGCACCACCACCACCACAGAAGAAGUCAGGCGGCGGGUUGCUUGCUUUCACUGCGAAUAUCACCCGCCCGACCACUCCGUUCUUUGGCAUCGGGUCCUCCUCUGCUGCCUCCCACCCCGCCCCCCCGCCUCCUGAACCCACUCCGCCGCCCGCCCCGCCGUCCAAUGUGAGCUCGCCACCUGUCUCGGACCUGUCAGGAGGGCCGCCGAUCGCUGUGGGGCCCAUGGGGAUGGCAGGGAUGGGGGGCAUGGGGGCAUUGCCAGGAGCGUCCUAG
This is a messenger RNA of Closterium sp. Naga37s-1, 6027 nucleotides long. NCBI's taxonomy places the organism in Eukaryota, Viridiplantae, Streptophyta, Zygnematophyceae, Desmidiales, Closteriaceae. The record is from the annotation of a GenBank genome assembly.